This is a messenger RNA of Stegastes partitus (bicolor damselfish), 1802 nucleotides long. Its product is annotated as C-X-C chemokine receptor type 2-like. The record is from RefSeq and is a predicted model, not a curated record. NCBI's taxonomy places the organism in Eukaryota, Metazoa, Chordata, Actinopteri, Pomacentridae. Gene Ontology annotation, biological process: immune response; neutrophil chemotaxis; positive regulation of cytosolic calcium ion concentration. Bases 70 to 1149 code for a protein of 359 amino acids. The transcript has 2 exons. Gene Ontology annotation, cellular component: external side of plasma membrane; membrane. Gene Ontology annotation, molecular function: C-C chemokine receptor activity; C-X-C chemokine receptor activity; C-C chemokine binding.
GUAGAGAAAUACAGGUUGCUCUUGUCUCCUUGUGACAAACUCAGUGCCUCCUUCAGAGAAGACACCACAAUGACUGAUCCAAACAUAUCUGCCUUUGUCAUCGACUUUGGCUCCAUCUAUGAAGAACUCAACUUCACCUACAAUUACACAGAGUUUGACAUAGACCCUGCCACACAGCCCUGCACCUUCGACUUCCCAGAUGCUGUGAUGACUUUUGUCAGUCUAUUUUACAUCCUCAUCUUUCUGUUGGCAAUUCCUGGAAAUCUGGUCGUGGUGCUGGUGAUUUGUCUCAGUAAGCAGGCCCUGACUCCGUCUGACCUCUACCUUCUCCACCUGGCAAUUGCAGACAUCCUCCUGGCCGUUACCCUCCCUUUCUGGGCCACCGCUGUCACGCGGGGCUGGGUGUUUGGAGACGGCAUGUGCAAGAUUGUUACUGUCCUCCAAGAGCUGAGCUUCUACUCCAGCAUUCUCUUCCUCACGUGCAUCAGCAUGGACCGCUACAUGGUGAUCGUACGAGCUAUGGAGGCCCGCAAGGCCAACCGACAGAUGAUCAGCUGGGGAGUUUGUGUUGCUGUCUGGGUUGUUGGAGCGUUUCUGUCCCUGCCGGGGCUCUUCAGUUCUUCUUCCUUGUCUCCAAACAGCAGUCGCACAGUGUGUGCUGAACAAUAUGAUCCCAGCAAUGCUGACGAGUGGAGGCUUGUCACCAGAAUAUUUCGCCACGCUUUGGGUUUUGUUAUCCCCUUGGCCAUCAUGCUCCCCUGUUAUGGAGUAACCAUCAAGCGCCUCUUUCACAUCCGUGGGGGAUUUCAGCGGCAACGAGCCAUGAAAGUGAUCGUGUUCGUGGUCGUGGCCUUCCUGCUUUGUUGGACUCCGUACCACAUUGCUGUGAUGACGGACACUUUUUUCAGGACAAAGAUAGUGCCCUACCAGUGUCCCGCCAGGUUGGCAGUGGAUCAGGCCAUGUUUGCCACCCAGAGUCUGGGCCUGCUUCACAGCUGUGUAAACCCACUGGUGUAUGCUUUCGUAGGCGAGAAAUUCAGAAGGAGGCUGUUGCAGAUUAUGACGAAGAUGGGCCUCGUGGAGAGAGCAUCAGUGUCGAGAAGCAGCAGGUCUUCGCUGUCAUCAGAAGUCACAUCUACAUUCAUGUGAGAAAGCCAAAGGGACACAAUAUCAAAACGUAUUGUACAUAUUUUUUUUUGUCUUGGGUUGCCUCAAACACAACAAAGAGUUUUUUGAUGCUUUGUUCUUCUUUAUAAUCUUAUUUAACUUGGCAUUCCAGUUCAUACCAGAAAAGAGUUACGCUUUAACUCUUUGUUGAUAGCUAUUUAAAUCCCUUCUCUUUAUGCAGUCAUGUCUAGUUUUAAGGAAACUGUGAAAAACCUGUCUGUCAAAAUAGAAUUUCAAAUGUCAAAAUAUUUCAACACGAUGAUAUUUGGUCACAUCUGCUGAUGAACACUUUGACAUGCAGGUGAAAGCUGUGGGAAAUGCUUCAGACUUUACAUUUCAAAAAUUCAGUGUUAGGUGGUGAAAUGUUUGGCCUCUGUGCAAUCUGUCAGACUGUGUAUGAUUCAAAUUCCUUUACUUACUCUCCUUUUUUUGUACUUCCAGCUCAAGAUGUAUAAAUUGUAGUAUAACAUUUAAAAUGUCAUGUACCAUGUUAAGCUCUAUGUAAUUUUUCAUACUAAGGAUGUAUUACAGUCAUUUUUGAAGACAGCUGGCUGUCAUUCACAGGCCAAACAAUUGAAGUGUCUGUACAGUUGAAAUCGUUGAAAUUUAAUUAAAAAACAACAACAACAAAAAAA